This is a messenger RNA of Diprion similis, 753 nucleotides long. RefSeq names its product vascular endothelial growth factor A-like. Gene Ontology annotation, cellular component: membrane. Gene Ontology annotation, molecular function: growth factor activity; growth factor receptor binding. Lineage: Eukaryota; Metazoa; Arthropoda; Insecta; Hymenoptera; Diprionidae. Gene Ontology annotation, biological process: positive regulation of cell population proliferation; positive regulation of protein autophosphorylation. The record is from RefSeq and is a predicted model, not a curated record.
AUGGAAGCAAGCACAGAGCUCGAUCAGCUUUCGUACGAGUCAAAUCACAGCUUGCGGGAUCUUUUUUCAUUAUUUCUAUCUACGGAUCACUCAGCACGAAUCAUGAACUUGAUCGGUUCCUUUGGUCUUUACGUUUUCGUUUCAGUGUUGACAAUCGCCCAAAGUCAAGACACCGGGUUCCAGUUCCAAAAGCAUAAAAAGAUUGAUUGUCGAAUGUAUAGUAAGAAAUUACGCGACAUCAAGGUGAACACUACCUCCAAACCCUACAAACAGCACGUUGAUCUGCAACCCAUGCCAGGUUAUUGGUUCAAACCAGCGCAGGUUUACGUUGAUCGAUGCGGUGGCAUCUGUCGCUCUGGCACAUCCAGCCAGCAAAUAAGUAAACGGAUGAUUGAUGUUUAUGUUGAGGUUGGUUCUGUGUUCAACAACAACGGAGAGAACGGCAUGUGCGCUGUUGUGAAAGUCGAAGAACAUACCAAGUGCAGGUGUAUGUGUAAACAAGAGGAGAAGGACUGCAACAUGCGACAAAUGUACGAUAAGAAGACUUGCAAAUGUAUGUGCAAGGAAGAAAACGAGAAAAAAAUCGAAUGCAUGAGCCAACCAGGAAUGCGGUGGGAUGAAAAGAAUUGCCUUUGCAUGUGUGUAGAUAUGGGGAUGAGUUGUUCGACUGGAUCGAAGUAGAGCAAAGAGAAGUGCGAAUGUGUAAAAAACUAAUCCCAUACUCGGAGUCUCUCUGCGAAUCUACGACGCGGC